Messenger RNA from Aedes aegypti (yellow fever mosquito), 1273 nucleotides. Its product is annotated as elastase-1. Gene Ontology annotation, cellular component: extracellular region. Gene Ontology annotation, biological process: proteolysis. Gene Ontology annotation, molecular function: serine-type endopeptidase activity; chitin binding. Bases 89 to 1228 code for a protein of 379 amino acids. NCBI's taxonomy places the organism in Eukaryota, Metazoa, Arthropoda, Insecta, Diptera, Culicidae. The transcript is spliced from 2 exons. The record is from RefSeq and is a predicted model, not a curated record.
UUGGCUACCCAGUGACCAGUUGGUGUUUGACAAGAGCGAAACGUGCAUCCCAGACUAGCAGUUUCAAUAAGCAGAAUUAUAAUUGAACAUGCUUCAAGUUUUAAAAAUUCUGAUUUUUGUGAUUCUUCUAAGUGGCAGAAGCACUCUCCAACAGAGCUCGACGCAGUGUGGAGUUAAGAAGCCCGUUAGGAACUAUAUGAUUUUCGGCGGAAGUGAUACAAAACCCGGUGAUUGGCCAUGGCAUACUGCCCUAUUCUGCAAGAAAGGUCAAUCCAUGACAUACUGUUGCGGUGGAACACUUAUUAGCCCUCAAUUCGUGUUAACGGCGGCACACUGUAUCAUCAAUCCUGCAACUGGUUAUGAAUUUCUGCCGGAACUGAUUGCUGUUCGACUCGGUAUAUACGAUUUGAACGAUUUGAGCACCCAGCAGAAGUGUGACAUCCUGAGGAUUUAUACACCAGGUGAAUUCACAAGUCAAGGCACGAAAAACGAUAUUGCUAUACUUGAAUUGAAAAAAUUAGCCCAACUCAACAACUACGUUCAACCGGCUUGCCUGGGAAUAUAUUCCAGCCUCACUGGACACUACGGAACUGUAGUCGGCUGGGGAAUGACAAAAGGUUACAAGUUGUCGUCUAAACUGAAAAGUGCCAGAAUGCCUGUUGUUAAACCCAGCACUUGCAUCUCGAGCAAUCGGGACGCUUUUGGGCAAAAUCUGGAUGAGACAAUGCUGUGCGCUGGCUAUACCAAUGGAACUAGCGUCUGCAAUGGAGAUAGUGGUGGUGGCCUUUUCUUCCAAAUUGGCAGUGCCUGGUACUUGGGUGGAAUAGUAUCGUUUGCUCCGAAAAGCGACGAUGGUAUGAAUCGCUGCCGAGCAGAUAGCUAUGCUGCGUUCACCAGUGUGGUUGCGUAUUUGACGUGGAUUUUGGAGAAAACCAAAUUAACUCUAACGUCUCCCCAGCCGACCCAGUCCCCUUCAACCGUCACCAACUUCAGUGGUGACUGUGGCCCUGGAUGCCGGGAUUUCAACUGCCACAUCGACAAGCGCUGUGCCAGCAAUGUUGUGCACAGAACGGCCGUUCAUUAUGCCCAUCGCGAUUGUAGGAAGUAUUACACCUGCAAGGAGCGGACGAACAUCAUCUGCGAACUGGACUGUCCAGCGGGACUGCACUUCAAUCGGAAUCGACAAGUCUGCGAUUGGCCGUGGUCGGCGGGAUGUGAUUCCUCGUAGAGUCGAAAAAAUAGAUGACUGAAUAAAAAUAGUAGAAAUUAAAAA